Molecule: messenger RNA, 1338 nt
Organism: Pseudoliparis swirei
Lineage: Eukaryota; Metazoa; Chordata; Actinopteri; Perciformes; Liparidae
Gene: sult6b1
Product: sulfotransferase family, cytosolic, 6b, member 1
Exons: 7
Coding region: 1-906 (301 amino acids)
Biological process (GO): sulfation
Cellular component (GO): cytoplasm
Molecular function (GO): sulfotransferase activity
Source: RefSeq, a predicted model, not a curated record
AUGAACACCAACGUCCUCGCCACCAGAUUGCAGUCCUUGUUGCAGAAGGCGAAGGAGGUGAGCGACGAGGAGAAGUUGUACAGGUACAACGGGGUGUUGUACCCGCGCCUCAUGUGCCUGGAGGACCACCUCAAGGCUCUGGAGAACAUGGAGGCCCGAGAGGACGACGUCAUGCUGGUGGCUUAUCCCAAAUGUGGUUUUAACUGGAUGGUAGGCGUGGUGAGGGAGAUCAUCACAGAGGCCACAGGGAUGAAAACAGAAUCAAAGAUGCCGCCGCUGAUCGAGUUUUUUGGACCGGAUAUCUUCGAGGUCAUGCGUAACACUCCCUCCCCGAGGUUUCUGGGGACUCACUUGCACCCCGACAACAUCCCGGCCUCCUUCCACGCGAAGAAAACGAAAAUUGUGGUGAUCUUCAGGAACCCGAAAGACACUCUGGUGUCCUUCUAUCAUUUCUCCAACAACAACCCGGUCCUCCCAUCCGUGCAGUCCUGGGAAUCGUUCUACUCCCACUUUAUGAGUGGUGUGGUUCUCUGGGGUUCAUACUUUGAUCACGCUCUGGCCUGGGAGGAGAGGAUGGAGGACCCCAACGUCCUGAUAGUCACCUAUGAAGAGCUGAAGCAGGACUUGAGCGAGGGCGUCUGUCAGAUCUCCACCUUCUUUGGCUUCGGCCUGACGGAGGCUCAGGUGCAGCAGGUCGCAGAGGGGAGCACCUUCACCGCCAUGAAUGAGAGCUCCGCCAGCUCCCACGGGGCUCUGGGGAACGUGGUCUUCAGAAAAGGUGAGGUCGGGGACUGGAGGAACCACUUCACACCAGAACAGAGCAAAGAAAUGGACGACGCCUUCAACAAACACCUAGCAGGAACCAGGCUGGGAGCCAAACUCAACUACCAACUGCACUGUCAGUAGGAAGCAAAAGAAGAAGACAAGAAGUGGAAAGAGGGAGCAAGGAUAUAGAAGAAGGGCUUGUGGGACAUUUCUGCCCUGAGCUGAGUCUGACAGACCUCCCUCUCAGUGACUGCACAGAUGCUUCUCCCUCUGGUUGGAGGUUCUUUGGAGGCAGUACCGCUUCAGAGAAGGAAUAAAUAAAAUGAAGAAAGAGUCGGAGCAAAAAGGGAAGAAGGGCUUGUUUUUAAGAGUAAGCAGGAGGUCAGGAAAUCUGAAUUCAUCAAUGAACUGAAAUGUAGUUCAAGUUUCAUUAUUUAUACACAAGUUGACUCAAACAUAGUGGAAAUAAGACAGCAAGGCCCAUCAUUAGUCACGCCCCUCCAAAGUGGGGGAGAACCACUGAUGUACAUGAUCAAAGUAAUGAAAUUAAAAUAAAAAAAUAUUGUCCAGAUU